CUCAGGUCUGCAGCUGUGUCCUGUCUCCUCUCAGGUGGGCCAUGGCCUGGACGUGGCUGCUGCUUCUGCUGGCCCUCGGGUGUCCAGCCCUGCCCACAGGUGUGGGUGACACGCCCUUCCCCUCGCUGGCCCCACCCAUCACGCUGCUGGUGGACGGGAAGCAGCAGAUGCUGGUGGUCUGCCUGGUCCUGGAUGUGGCACCCCCUGGCCUUGAGAGCCCCAUCUGGUUCUCAGCUGGCAAUGGCAGCGCACUGGACGCCUUCAUCUAUGGCCCUUCCCCAGCUGCAGACGGCACCUGGACUAGCUUGGCCCAGCUAUCCCUGCCCUCUGAGGAGCUGGCAUCGUGGGAAACCUUGGUCUGCCACACCGGGCCUGGGGCUGGGGACCACAGCCAGAGCACACAGCCCCUACAGCUCUCAGGAGAGACUUCUUCAGCUAGGACCUGUCUCUGGGAACCGCUCAGGGGUGAGUACUGGGGACCAGCAGCUUAG
This is a messenger RNA of Miniopterus natalensis, 491 nucleotides long. The record is from RefSeq and is a predicted model, not a curated record. NCBI's taxonomy places the organism in Eukaryota, Metazoa, Chordata, Mammalia, Chiroptera, Miniopteridae.